GUCAGGCGGCGGAAGUGACGUAUUGCCGGUUUCCGGUCGGGUCUCGCAGUGUCAUUGUACGGAAAGAUGAUGAUGGACGGCUCUGAGAUGAGAAUGUUCCCCGGAGGACCGGCCCCGGGAGAGCUCCACUCCUUCCCCGGGAUGGGACCCCACCGACACACCCUGAACCCCAUGGUGACGGGAACCUCAGUGUUGGGGGUGAAGUAUGACGGGGGGGUGAUGAUCGCGGCGGACAUGUUGGGCUCCUACGGCUCUCUGGCGCGAUUCCGGAACAUCUCCAGGAUCAUGAAGGUGAAUUCCUGCACCAUGCUGGGGGCGUCCGGGGAUUACGCCGACUACCAACACCUCAAACAGAUCAUGGAGCAGAUGGUGAUUGAUGAAGAGCUGGUUGGGGACGGACACAACUACAGCCCCAAAGCCCUCCACUCCUGGCUCACCCGCGUCAUGUACAACCGCCGCAGCAAGAUGAACCCGCUAUGGAACACCGUGGUGCUGGCCGGAUUCUACAACGGGGAAAGUUUCCUGGGCUAUGUAGACAAACUGGGCGUGGCUUAUGAGGCACCAACGAUAGCCACCGGCUUUGGAGCGUACCUGGCACAGCCGAUGAUGCGAGACGUCGUCGACAACAAACCCAACCUGACGCAGGAAGAGGCUCGGCGGCUGAUCGAACGUUGUAUGAAGGUCCUGUACUACAGAGAUGCCCGAUCCUACAACAGAUACGAAAUCGCCACGGUCACCGCCAGCGGAGUGGAGAUCGAGGGGCCGCUGUCCUCCGAGACCAACUGGGAGAUCGCUCACCUCAUCAAGGGCUUUGAAUAAAUACAGAAGACUCAGGCUCUGCCCCCCAAACAUUCUCCUCCUCCUGUUGCUGAUUUUUCUUUUUUUAUAUAUGAAAUAAAUCUAAUAAGUGAUUUGUUGGAA
Messenger RNA from Rana temporaria (common frog), 921 nucleotides. It is a transcript of the gene PSMB4, whose product is annotated as proteasome 20S subunit beta 4. The transcript is spliced from 7 exons. Lineage: Eukaryota; Metazoa; Chordata; Amphibia; Anura; Ranidae. The record is from RefSeq and is a predicted model, not a curated record. The coding region runs from base 67 to 819 and encodes 250 amino acids. Gene Ontology annotation, cellular component: proteasome core complex.